Molecule: messenger RNA, 2686 nt
Organism: Megalobrama amblycephala (Wuchang bream)
Lineage: Eukaryota; Metazoa; Chordata; Actinopteri; Cypriniformes; Xenocyprididae
Product: tripartite motif-containing protein 16-like
Exons: 7
Coding region: 166-1803 (545 amino acids)
Molecular function (GO): protein binding; zinc ion binding
Source: RefSeq, a predicted model, not a curated record
GCCCCAUUUUGUUUACGUACUCACUGAAAAACAGAAGUAUAUGAAACAUAUUUCCCCACUGGUGAUUCAAUCACUGUAAUAGUACCACGCACUGUUCUUCUGGGCAAAGCACAUCAUAUUUGAGAAUUAUUUCUGUCAAGCUCUUAUUACAGAACAGAAGCGGAAAUGGCAGAUUCUGUAGCGAGUCAGUAUGCAGAUCAGUUCAGCUGUCCAGUCUGUUUGGAUGGGCUGAAGGAGCCGGUGACGAUUCCCUGUGGACACAGUUACUGUAUGAGCUGUAUUACUGACUGCUGGGGCCAGAAGGAGCAGGGGCCACCGUACCACUGUCCCCAAUGCAGAGAGAGCUUCAGUCAGAGACCUCUACUGAAGAAGAACACUCUGAUAGCUGAGAUGAUGGCGAAGCUGCAGAAGACGUCCCUACAAACGGCUGCUGUGGAGUGUGAUGUUUGCACUACAGAGAAGAACAGAGCUGUAAAGUCCUGUCUGCAGUGCUUGGCUUCCUUCUGUCAAACUCACCUGCAGCCUCACUAUGAAUCUCCUGCGUUUAUGAAGCACAAACUAGUCCAAGCUUCCAGAAACAUUCAGGAGAACAUCUGCCUUAGUCAUGGGAAACUUCUGGAGAUUUAUUGUCAGGAUGAUCAUCAGUGCAUUUGUUGUUUGUGUACUGACAAUCACAAAGGACACAGUGUGGUGUCUGUGGAUUCAGAAUGGACUAGUAAAAAGAAAGAGAUAAAGGAGAUAAAAGAGGAGUGUCAGAAGCUGAUCCAGGAGCGAGAGAGAGGUCAGCUGGACCUCGUUGAAGCGGUGAAGCUUCUUACAAGUUCAGCGCUAGAGACCAUGGAGGAUGUUGAGGAGGUUUUCAUUGAGCUCAUCUGCUCCCUUGAGAAGAAACGCUCUGAGAUUAAAGAGCAGAUCAGAGCUCAGGAGAAGACUGAAAUAGAUCGAGCAGAGGAACUUCACAAACAUCUGGAUCAAGAGCUGACAGAACUCAGAAAAAGACAAACUAAGAUUGAGAAACUUCUGAUUUCUGAUGAUCAGGUCCAUUGUCUGAAGAGCUGUCAGUCUGUGUGUGUUUUACCCACAUUUGAAGACAGCUUCACUCAACACUCUCAUCUGUCUUUUAAAGACAUUUCACUCUCAAUGUUUAAGGAGGUUUUGGAGGACGUCUGUCAACAGCAAACGGACAGAAUAUCCAGAGAAGUGUCAAAUGUCUACGUUGCAAAUCCUCCAGAACCAAAGACACAGAAUGAUUUUUUGCAGUAUUCCUUUGAACUUCACCUGGAUCUAAAUACAGCACACAAACACCUCAAACUGACAGAAGAGAACAGGAAAAUAUCAGCUUCAGAUAAAGCUCAGCAAUAUCCUGAUCAACCUGAGCGAUUUAAUGAACGUCCCUACAUCUUGUCUAGACAGGGUUUGUACGGUCGCUGUUACUGGGAGGUCGAGUGCAGUGGGGAUGAAUGGGCUGUAGGAGUUUGUUAUAAGGGAAUUGGACGUAAAGGAAGUUCUGAUUACUGUGCACUUGGUUUCAACAAAAAAUCAUGGAGAUUGGGCUAUUAUCAGCAUCAUUUCGGUUUCAUACAUGCUAAAAUAAAGGUCCGUAUCCCUGCUGCCUCUAGAAUAGGAGUGUAUCUGGAUCACAGAGCAGGAACUCUGUCCUUCUACAGCGUCUCUGACACAAUGACUCUCCUUCACAGAGUCCAGACCACUUUCACUGAACCCUUAUACCCUGCUUUUAGGGUUGGAGGUGAUUCAUCUAUCUGGAUCAUAGAGCAUAAAAAAAGACCAAUUAUAAAAACAUAAUCUAUAUACCAUAAAUUACCUGAAUUAUUCACAAAUGCAAGAGGUCAGUAUGUAGAGUGUAGCACAGGGUAAAUUUCCACCACUUUUUUCCACAUUAAAUCUCUUCUCUAACAUUUAUUAAAUGGUUAUGCUCUGAUUAAUCAUAAUUUAAUAAUCUAAAAAUCAAUAUUUUUGACAUUUAUUCCAUCAGUUUUGAGGUUACAUUUUUUUAGAUAGAUAACUGAUUAGUACAUUUGUUUUAUUUUUGAUAUUAAAGAUUUGUAUGAAUAUUUGUAGUUAAAAUAAUUGAUUUAGAUUUGAAUGAUGGUUGUUUUUAUUUCAAAGUGUUAUUUUGAGAUCCUUGAGGUAAGAAGCCUCAUUUUAAUUGGUGCAAAAAAAAAAAAAGCUUUUUAUAAUUUAUUAUAAUUCAUGAAAUCAUUUGUUUAUGGCACAUUUCAGACAUCUUUAUGAUUUAUCUUAACAUGUAGGCCAAUAAGUUCAGUCAUUUUAAUCUCAGUUUAUAGUCUGUUACUGUAAUGACAUUCCUUCAGUUAAAAUUUAGACCUGUGUAUAAUUUAAUUCAAAUGUAUUUUUUUGACCGAGAUUUUGCCAUUUAAUUUGUCUGUAUUCAAUGAUUUAACUAAAUGUUACUUUAAUUCUCAUUAAAUAUUCUAAAUUGCAAUUCAACUAGAUUCACAAUAUUUAGCAUUUUACAUUAAAUCGUCAAAAAUUGAUAAAAAAAAAAAUCAAAUGUCAGCUGUGAUCAAUUAUGGGCAAGAUAAUCCACUUUCAUGAUUUUCAAUUGUGGACUUAAGUAUUGAUUCUAAAAGUAUUGUAAAUGUCUAAAUUUAAUAAUUACAAUGUUCACCAGUUGAUAAUAUGAGGAAAAUAAACAUUUUAUUUC